Molecule: messenger RNA, 1710 nt
Organism: Dujonia railenensis
Lineage: Eukaryota; Fungi; Ascomycota; Pichiomycetes; Serinales; Debaryomycetaceae
Source: the annotation of a GenBank genome assembly
AUGGUCGCCGCCACGGACGUCGAAAAGGACGCCGGAUUUCAACAUGAAUACAGAACUGGUAUUCACGCUGCAACUACUAUAGGUACCGAAAAGAAUGUCGGAUACCUCUCAGACACCGAAUCCAACAAUGUUCUCUUGGGAGCCGUUGAAGAUUUCGAAGUCAAACGUACUUUAAAAACCAGACACAUUGCCAUGAUUGCCCUUGGUGGUACCAUCGGUACCGGGUUAUUCAUCGGUAUGGGUACCACUUUAUCUGAAGCUGGUCCAGUUCCUGCCUUAAUCUCAUAUAUUUUCAUGACCUCCUUGGCCUAUUCGAUUACCCAAUCUUUGGGUGAAAUGGCCACCUACGUUCCAGUCACCGGUUCUUUCAAUCAAUUCAUUGGUAGAUGGUGUUCUCCAGCUUUGGGUGCUGCCAACGGUAUCAACUAUUGGUUCUCUUGGGCCAUUACCUUUGCAUUGGAAAUCUCUAUUGUUGGUCAAGUUAUCGAAUACUGGACUGACGCUGUCCCUCUUGCCGCCUGGAUUGGUAUCUUUUUGGUUUUAUUGACCGCCAUCAACUUGGUUCCAGUCAAGUUCUACGGGGAAAUCGAAUUUUGGAUUGCUUCUAUUAAAAUCAUUGCCAUUACUGGAUGGUUAAUCUAUGCCCUUUGUACCGUAUGUGGUACCGGUAAGACUGGUCCAAUUGGUUUCAGAUACUGGAGAAACCCAGGUCCAUGGGGUGAUGGUAUUCUUGUUUCAAACAAAAACACUGGUAGAUUCUUGGCUUGGUUAUCUUCAUUGAUUACAGCUGCAUUCACCUUCCAAGGCUGUGAAUUGGUUGCAUUAACCGCUGGUGAAGCUUCUUCUCCACAAGCGUUACCAAAGGCUAUCAAGAAGGUUUUCUACAGAAUUAUCCUUUUCUACAUCUUGUCUUUGUUUUUCAUGGGUUUAUUGGUUCCAUUUAAUGAUCCAAAGUUGAGCGGUGAUGAUGAAUCUUAUGCUAUGUCUUCCCCAUUUAUCAUCGCUAUCGUUAACGCUGGUACUCCAGUCUUACCAGACAUUUUCAACGCUGUCAUCUUAAUGACCAUUGUUUCUGCUGGUAACUCCAACGUUUACUCUGGUUCAAGAAUUUUAUAUGCCUUGGCUGAAGCUAAAUUGAUUCCAAAGAUCUUUGCUCUCACCAAUAAGCAUGGUGUACCAUGGGUUUCAGUUUUGUUCACCGCCGCGUUUGGUGCCCUUGGUUUCUUGGUUGUUUCAGAAGGUGGUAGCACUGUCUUCGAUUGGUUGUUAAAUAUUACUGCCGUUGCUGGUUUGAUUACCUGGGGUUGGAUCUCUUACUGUCAUUUGAGAUUUAUGAAAAUUCUCAAGUUCAAUGGUAUUGCAAGAGACAGUUUGCCAUUCAAGGCUCACUUUAUGCCAGGAAGCGCACACUACGCUACCUGGGCUAUUUUCAUCCUUGUAUUCAUUCAAGGUUACUCUUGUUUCUUUGACAUCACGGCCUCUUCAUUCUUUACUGCUUAUAUUUCGGUUAUCUUGUUUGUCUUUACUUGGAUUUGUUUCCAUUUCUGGUUCAAUGGGUUUACUAAGAAAGCCUUCACUUGGGGAUCCCUUCUCAUUCCAAUCGAAGACUGUGAUAUUGUAUCUGGUGUUAGAGGCGUUGACGACGACUGCUGGACACCAGAACCAAUACCAACAAACCUUUGGGAAAAAUUCUGGGCAUUCAUCUGUUAA